UUCUGGAGUAGCACAGGAUCCGGAUGUUGCGGAAAAUUGGGUAGGAAUGCAGAAUGUAUAUUAAAGCGAGUUGGGGGAACUACAUUCGAUUGGGUUAACAUUGCAACUUUUAAACUGCAAGGUGCGGCACGAGAUUGGUGGGAGUCUGCUGAGCUCACUGAAUCUGAACCAAGAUUCACGGAGUUGUUCUUCCAGGAGUUUGUCAGUGAUGUAUCGAGGGACCGAAAACGUUCCGAGUUUGUGAACAUAGAACAAGGACAGAUGUCUCUUGCUGAAUUCUCAAAUAAGUAUAGGAGUUUAGCUCGCUAUGUUCCGGAGGUAGCAUCAAAUGACGAGGUAAAGGAUAGGCGGUUUAUACGUGCACUAAAGCCUGAAAUCAGUAAACAACUUGCUGGUUUCCAAGUCAAGACCUUUCAGGAGGCACUAAGUCGGGGUUUUAGCAUUGAAAGGGAAGAAGAGAAUCGGAUCACUGAACAAGAAAUAAGGUUGAAACGUGUUCCUAAGCAACUACCGGUAAGGCAAGAUCCAGCAAAGCGAUUAAUGACAUCUAUGCCAGGUCAGACUUUUUUCAGACCAUCUGAGCAACCAUGGAAAAUGGGGUCAGCGUCCCGACCUCCUUCAUCGUCAUAUACACAGCCAAGUGUUACAAGACCUGAUACCCUCAGAACCCAGGGACAGACUUUUCGACCUCAAGGGAGGUUUGUUCGUCUCCAACAAGUACGCCCCACAGGGUCCAUAAAUCUUGGUCAUCCUACAUGCUUCUAUUGUAAAGAAUCCGGAUAUAUGAAGAAAGACUGUCCAGUAUUACAAGGAGGAACCUCCUCCUCACAGCAAGGUAUGGUAUAUUCAGUGACUCAGGAAGGCACACCUACAGAAACGGUAUCACAAGAAGGUGAGAUGAUGUAUGCGGUGUUAUAGGGAGAUGGAUCAGCAACUAAUCAAGUAGUAGAAGGUGAAACAUCUACAGCUGAGAACGAACCAAGGGAAACGGAAGGCGAGGUCUAUGUUUGGCUUGAGUGAGUAUUCUCUUGUGGAGAGAUAGGAGUGCCAAAGUUCUCAUCUUAGUCUGUGCUUAGUGUAUAUAACCUUUGUGGUGUCGAUAACUUCUAUAAUAUGUGAAUAUUACUUGUGUAACUUGUACAGACUUAGGAAAAACCAGACAUGCGAGUCUGUCGAAAAACAGUAGUACUAUGUAUAAUGAAGCUCAUUUUGGUUUAAAGAUCUUAAUUUCAUUUUUAGUCGAGUGCUACUCUUAUCAGAA
Papaver somniferum (opium poppy) is the source of this 1261-nucleotide messenger RNA. RefSeq lists its product as uncharacterized. The record is from RefSeq and is a predicted model, not a curated record. Gene Ontology annotation, molecular function: zinc ion binding; nucleic acid binding. NCBI's taxonomy places the organism in Eukaryota, Viridiplantae, Streptophyta, Magnoliopsida, Ranunculales, Papaveraceae. The coding region runs from base 262 to 918 and encodes 218 amino acids. The transcript is spliced from 2 exons.